AUUCAACACUAUAAGUAAAUAACAUGAGUCACAUGGAAGACGGCUUUUACGCAGAUUUAACAUACUAAUGAAAUGUAAGCUUCUUGGCGAAAUAAUAAAUAAUUCGAACAAAGCAAAAUUUGUCAUGAAGAAUAUUAAUAUUGAUUUAAUAUUUUUUAAUAGGUUUGCUGUACCUUUUGAGCGUUAGUGGGUAGUACUUGUUUUGGGGUAGGUUUUUAAAUAUCUGCAAAAUUCACAUGCCAUCCCAAUGCUAAUUUUUGUUUAACGCAAAAACGUAAAAAUAUACAUAUUUCUUCCAUUUUUGUGAUUUUAGAAACUUUAGAUUUAAAUAAAAUAAAUUAUUUAGCUUUUUUUAUGGCACUAUGAUUUGUCAACAUUUACGAGAUCCUGACAGUUUUUCACAUUCAGAAACAAUCCAUAUUUAAACUCAUGCUUGAAGCAAAAUCAAAAAAUUUUUAAUCCUUGUUCUCCCUUUAUUACUGACGAAUUUCCUAUGCCUAGUAGCUUAUUUUUUCUUUUUAACCGACUCUUUAACUCAUUUUUUUUUUACAAAUAAACAUUAAAAUCAACAUUUAUGGCGAACACAUCACUUUAGCCUAUACUCUGGUGUAGUAAAUGUGUUACAUAUUUCAAGUUCAAUAUUUGCCAACUUUAUUAUGCUUUUCACAUGGCUUCAUACUAAACCUUAUUGCAAAUCAUACGAUUUUGACGCCAUGCAUAUUCUAUUUAGAGAACAGAUGUCUAAAAUUUUUUUCGGACUAAUACUAUAGCAGUAAUAUGAAGACUGAAGCAAGUUCCUUUAACUCCCAUCGUUGGACAUCAAUACAUGAUCAAUACCAAACUCUUGAAGUCCUUGGGCAAGGAACGUAUGGUGUGGUCUACAAAGCUGAGCAUAAAAUUACAAAGAAUAUUGUUGGUCUUAAACGGUGUCGACUUGACACUUUCAAAGAUUUUGGAAUACCAGAAACAACAUUACGUGAAGUAUCUCUUUUACGGGAUUUGCGUCAUGAAAACAUUAUGACAUUAUAUCACAUAUCAUGCAAUACCGUGCGACUGUACAUGGUAUGCGAGUAUUUGGAUCAGGAUUUAAAAAAAUAUAUUCGUUCUCACCAAAAUGGUAUUCCAUUGAAUGAAAUAAAGCACAUUACCUUUUCUAUUUUACAAGGGCUUGCUUUCUGUCAUGGUCACCGCAUUAUUCAUCGGGAUUUGAAACCGCAUAAUAUACUUUUGUCUAAUGAUACUUCGCAAGUUAAAAUUGCAGAUUUCGGUUUAGCAAGAUCAUGCUUAGUUGCUGGAAAAACAUUAACUCACGAAGUUGUUACUUUAUGGUACAGAGCUCCGGAACUUCUUUUGGGAGACUGCGUUUACGAUACGAAUGUUGAUAUGUGGUCUGUUGGCUGUAUUGUAGCGGAACUACUUAGUGGAACACCACUUUUUGCUGGUGACUGUGAAAUCGACACUUUAUUUCGCAUUUGCCGAUUGCUUGGUACGCCGCCAAAACAGUGUUGGCCUAAAAAUUCGGUGGUUUCAUGGGAAGAUUUUCCUAAACUGACUGGCAAUCCUGAUUUAUUUAAGCAUUUAUCCCCAGCGUUAGAUGAAGCAGGCCAGUAUUUUUUGUUAUCCUUACUUCAAUUUAGUUCUAGUCAACGAAUGACUGCUUUGCAAGCAUUAAAUCAUCCGUGGUUGGAUGACAUUCGGCAGGAAAAACAAAUAAGCAAAUCUUUUAUGUAUCCUGAAUAUCUUUUGUGGAGACAUGAAAGUAUGAUAAGGAAUCAAAGUGAAAAUAGUAAAAAGUCAUACUCUAAGAAAAUGGUUUCUCAAUCAGAACAUCCGAGAAAUAUCAAUAGCUUUGAUCAACAAUCAAAAACAUCCUGUUAUGAUGCUAGUUCCUGUAACAUUGGUUAUCAGGAACGUCCUACUAAUGUGAAUCAAAAAGCUGCCAGUGAAGUAUCGCUAAUAGAAUCUGGUUUACCUUGUCUCCUUGCUACAGACAGAGACUUGUGUGAAGAUAGAAACUGUAUCGUUAAUGGCAAUUCUGGGGUUAGGCGAAAUUUGUGCUAUUCCGAUGAUUCGAAACACUUGCACCCUGUCAGUAUUUCCAGUGUGAAUAACAAUACACUUUUAACUUCAUUAUAUGGAAAUACUGAAGACUAUAUUGACUCUACAAGCUAUGAAUGUAAAACGUGUGAAAAUAGUCUCCCCCCUCCUACCCUUUUACGCUCCGAUCCUUCCUUUAUUAACAAUACUGAAUUUAAUUACUCGUCUUCUUGUGAUAAAAUUGAAUCUCAAUUUUUUCCUUUUGCCAAACGUCAAACUUGUUUUAGUUCAUCAAACGAUUUACCUAAGAAUUCAACCUCAAUGCCUAUAACAGAGCGCCUUUUUUGGCGACAACAUUCAGAUGCUGACGAUUCCAACCAUCGGAUGUCACAAAAUGAAUCUGUACCGAUUAAUUCCAUUUGUAAUCUUACGCCAAACAAUGUUUCUCAUGAUAUGGUCUAUCGUAAAGUUUUGUGGCCGCGUGCAUCCCUUGUUUCAAAAUUAUCAUUAAAACCAGAGUGUCCUACGGAGUAUUUUAUUGGUACAAAAAAUACAAAAGACCCUUUCCCUUCAAAAUCUCAAUGUGAUGUUGACAAUGAUAUUCAAAUUUAUGGUGAAUGCUUACGCAAAUUAGUUAGUGUAAAUACGUUUUCUUCGAAUAUUGAGUCUAAUUCAGAGAAGGAGUGUUCCGAAGACGUCGAGAAUCAUCAUAAACAUAAGAAUCGAAAUUCUAAUUUUUCCUCUCAUCAUGACAACUAUUCUGAUGGACCAGACCACCCACACUUAUAUUUAUUCGAACCCACAUCUUCCAAUAAUGCAUGUUUUCCGAAAAUACCAUUAAGAAGACCUAAUAUAAGUUCAGUACAGCACACACUAGGUGGCGACCGACGCUCUAAUAGUCGUUCAAGUAUGUUUGUAUUUCAAAAUACUGCGAAAAUCCUAAAAAGUCAUCAUUCUACAUACAAUGCGGAAUACGAAUCAGUAGCCAGUGAUGCCAAUCUAUCCAAACCUUCAUAUCAGUCAAUAUAUGAUGAUAAUAUAUCAACGCAACCGGAGACACAGGUUUGUAAAAGGAUUGGUGCAUCUUCUAAAUCAGUUAGGCUAACUGUUCAUUCUGGAGAUUCUACUUCUUUAAAUGAAGACAAUACCUAUUUAAUUUCUCAUAAUAGUUCUCCUCAAUGUAUUGAUUCUAAGGCCACUGAAUGGAACGUAUAUAAAACUUCUGCGUUAAAAGAGCAGCCUGUUUAUUCAAACUUAACGCAAUGUCCUGGACAACAAGGGCAAAACGUUAAUUCGGAUUCUAACAUUUCAGUGUCACAACAAGUUAUAUCAACGCAAGGCGUUAAAAAACAGGGUAAAGCGUAUAAUCGAAAAUUUGUUCGCCCUGCUUUCAUUAAACCAAUUUAUUCUUCACGUAUCCAAACAGGCAAAAAAGGAAAUACAAUUGACAUAAUUAAUAGUCAGCAACUCUUUCCUUUAGAGCAUCAAACACCCUCCUUUUCAAAAUGUUAUGAUGUUGUAGAUCCUCUCGUACCUUCUUACCAAAGAUCGAGUUCAAAAAAAUUAUCAGACCAUACCGGUCAAAACCCUUUUGAAGUUUUUUUAGAUUCAACAUUGUCGCUCAUGUCGUUACAAAGAAAGCACACUUAUUCUAACGAAAGUGCUAAUGAUAACUCUUCAGAUCCACCUCUCUCUUAUAAUACAAGCUCAAAUAUGAGCUUUGUUACAAAAACCCAUUUUAAUAAAAAAGUUUAAAGGAAACAAAAAAAUCUUUUAACGUAACGACUAAAAGGUUUAAGUACAACUUUAAAAAUUGAAUACUUUUCUAUUUCUAUUGGACACAAAUUCAAAAAAAAUGACCCUGACACUUUCUAACAACUUGAGUUUCGCUUAUCAUUUCAGUGUGGUCCGAUGGAUUAUACCAUUAAGAAUUACAAAUAAAAAGGUAUAUUAGAGUGCAAUACUAGAAAAAGGACAAUCAACUUAACGAAAAGCAGAACACAUUAGCAAGUUAAUAAAAUAUUAUUAUAUUUGCUUGUGAAAGUGACUAUAGGAAUAAUAGACUAGUGUACUACGUCUCCCGAUAUAGUUUUUACAACAAAGUCAGCAGUUGUAUUUGUAACAGCCGCAUACAGAAAAAUGUCGACCACAUAACAGUUAGUAGCGCUUGAGAAUUCUUGUCCGACUCUUUGUUGUUACCGUUGCGCAGAUAAUUUCUUUUUCGUUUUGUCGCAUUUUUUAGAGCAAGUUUAUAAGAAAAAAUCUCAAACUGAUUUGGUGUUUGUGUACACAAUCCAACCUGGUCUUUUUACCCUUUCGUAGAAAAAUUAUUUUUUAUUUUAAUGCUUCGUUUCGAACAAAAGACAUGAAUAGAAUAGGAACGAUAAUGAUCCCAAAUAA
Hylaeus volcanicus is the source of this 4437-nucleotide messenger RNA. Its product is annotated as probable serine/threonine-protein kinase DDB_G0277165. The record is from RefSeq and is a predicted model, not a curated record. The transcript is spliced from 8 exons. Gene Ontology annotation, cellular component: cytoplasm; nucleus; cyclin-dependent protein kinase holoenzyme complex. NCBI's taxonomy places the organism in Eukaryota, Metazoa, Arthropoda, Insecta, Hymenoptera, Colletidae. Gene Ontology annotation, molecular function: ATP binding; cyclin binding; cyclin-dependent protein serine/threonine kinase activity. Bases 778 to 3792 code for a protein of 1004 amino acids. Gene Ontology annotation, biological process: signal transduction; G1/S transition of mitotic cell cycle; regulation of G2/M transition of mitotic cell cycle.